Castor canadensis (American beaver) is the source of this 2786-nucleotide messenger RNA. It is a transcript of the gene Atp6v0e2, whose product is annotated as ATPase H+ transporting V0 subunit e2. Gene Ontology annotation, biological process: proton transmembrane transport. NCBI's taxonomy places the organism in Eukaryota, Metazoa, Chordata, Mammalia, Rodentia, Castoridae. Gene Ontology annotation, molecular function: proton-transporting ATPase activity, rotational mechanism. The record is from RefSeq and is a predicted model, not a curated record. Gene Ontology annotation, cellular component: proton-transporting V-type ATPase, V0 domain.
CGCCCUUCAUCCCGCCUGGGCAUCCAGCGCACUGCCAUGACCGCUCACUCCUUUGCCCUCCCGGUCAUCAUCUUCACCACGUUCUGGGGUCUCAUCGGCAUCGCCGGGCCCUGGUUUGUGCCAAAGGGACCCAAUCGCGGAGUGAUCAUUACCAUGCUGGUGGCCACUGCUGUCUGCUGCUACCUCUUCUGGCUCAUAGCCAUCCUGGCCCAGCUGAACCCCCUGUUUGGACCCCAGCUGAAGAAUGAGACCAUCUGGUAUGUGCGCUUCCUGUGGGAGUGACCAUCCGGCUUCUGGCCCCAGGUGUCCUGUUCUCUGAUGGUCUUGGCUUAACAUCCCUGAUGACCUUUUAUCCCCACCUGCCUGACACAGCUUUUCUGGGCCCUCUGAACUCUCUCCUGCCAGCACCUUGAGAUCCACGCCUCCAGGACCCUCCUGGUUGGAGGAUACCCCAUCUUCCCAGCCAGUGAGAAAAGCUCUGAGCUCAAAGUUAGGCUGGAAAAGGGAAUAUCCUGCCUGUAAAGUCUCACUUCUCUGGAGUUUUCUGUCUCUCUCUCAAGCAGAUCCUGGCCGAGGAACUGGUACUGUGCGAUCUGUCUUUGAACGUGUGGCAGAAGCCAGGACUCGUGGUAGUCCCAGAAAAGACAGGCAUCUUUUGGAGAAGGAGAACCAGUCCAGGAUGCACUGAGUUCCAGGCUGUGUCAGGCCAGUUUUGAGCUCUGUCCCCAUCCUGCUGUGAGAUGCAGGGGCCUCUCGGGGCCUUUUCCAACUGUGACCAAGCAUUAUUCCUUAAUCUUCCUAUACUACUAGAUGUGAAAUUUCUGAAAAUAUUGAAAUAAUGAGAAACAUUCAUGCCAAAAACUUGACAGAGUGCUCUGGGUCAAGAUUGAAACCUAGAUGUUCAGUAUCCUUUGUUGUAGCAAAGUCACUUGAUGCUUGCUUAGAUGUUCUUUUCCCCCUUCCUCCGUACCUGGGCCUCCACUCUGUAGAUAAACUCUCACCCCCUCCCCAGAGCCUAUCAGUCUGAGCACAGCCCCUGCCUUGGGAAGCCUGCACUCUUCAUUAGGCUGCAGUGGGGCAGAUCCCAGGGCUACUCACAGCAGCAUCUCAGCGACCCAGAGUUGGGAUUAGGAGAGACAGGGAAGGUGAUGUUUGAGUUGCAUUGGCCUCCCCUGGCUUCUGAGACUGGCACUAGCCAGGCCUCUGCCCCUCAAGUGCACCCAGCUUUGUGUUGGGGAUGAUGAGAGACAGAGAAGCACAGAUCAUACACAGAAGACAAGGGGGAGCCUGAGCUCUGUGCUCUUCUUCUCCAGGAGAGUAAGUGGGGACCUGGCACUCUUGCCCGAGCUUCCAGAGCUAGUUAGUUCAGAGCUCAUCCACCUUCCCUGGUUCUUGGCCAGCAGCCCAUCCACAUUGCCUCUUCAUGGGAAGAAAAGCCAGCCUUGCUUAUUUAUUGACUAUUUAUUUGGCAUUCCUUCCUUUGUAGCAGGCAACGUUUUUUGAGCUGCAGUGGACCAUGUUGCAUCUCACUCAGACUCUGUGGCUCUGGUCCUGCCAGUUGCUCAGAGCUCAGGUUGAGGCCUCCCAUGGAUACCCCCACUCCCUUCCCUGAACUCUCAGCCUUCCUGUGGGGUGUAGUAUGGUAAGCAUGACUUGUACUGAAAACCUGGUUCUUGUUUAAUAAAUAAAUAAUGAUGAUGCAAGAUUAUGAUUUGGUAGCCAAACUCCAGUCUCUACCAAGUUUUCUGGCUGCCACUCCCUGCCCACCUGGUUUCCAUUUUUUCAUCUGUGGAUCUGGGGAACAGCUGACAACUUGAUGCCCUCAAAGUUGCACUUCUGGGACAUGGACAUUGAGGAUCACACUUUCCUGAGACAUGGAGGAAAAUCUGGGCCUCUGAUAACAGUCCCAGAUUUGGCCAGAACUGGACCCACUAGAAGGAGGAAGACCAGUGCUUGCUCACAUAGCACUUUGACCACCACUUUUCUGCCCAAAUCAGAGGACAGAGUGCAUGCUCCUGGGCUAUGCAAUAAAGCAAGUCUUCAGUGUGGCCUGCCUUAUUCCUAAAUAUUCAACAGCCGGGAUCUACCUGCCUAGCUUCCUGCUUGGGGCCAGGAGAGGAGGAACAGAGGGCCUGUACAUUAUGGAAAGAACUGAAAGAAGUUUGUUGCCUGGGGACAGAAGGGUGGGAAGCACAUGGGGGAAACUGAGGUGAAAUGAAGUGGAAGCCGCCUUGGAGGGCCAGGAGCCAGCUUAGGGGCUUGGGUUGAUCCUAACAGCAAUGGGAAGCCACAAAAGGAUUUUAAAGCCAGGAAGUGAUGUGAACCAACUUGAUUUCUAGAAUUCUCUGUACAGGUUGUUCAGUGAACAAGAGACUGGUUGAAUAGAGAUCAGGUGGAAGUGGCAAGGACAGAACAGUGGGUGGGAGCUGCAUGUGAAAGCCAGAGGAAAGCAGGGCCUAAUCUGCAUGCACUGUGACCCAGACUGCUCUGGACAGAAGGGACCCAUGGUGAAUGUGGAGGCUGAAUCCCUGGCUAACUAGGAUAGCUCAGUGCCUAGCACAGAGCAGUAUCUUGGGGAGGGAUGUAAUGAGUUAGGGUUUUCCUUUGACUCUUGCUGAGUCCAAAUCUCCAGAAGUGGUUGGAUGGGUGGGCUGGAGAUGCAGGUGUGGAGUCAUCAGCAAAAGUAACUAAUGACCCAUUGAAGGACAGACUGCGGGAGGUCAAGGAGACACUUCUCCACCCUAGGAAAUGCCUGUUUGCUUCUGAAAGGCAUCUCCACCACCAGG